Molecule: messenger RNA, 1758 nt
Organism: Seminavis robusta
Lineage: Eukaryota; Bacillariophyta; Bacillariophyceae; Naviculales; Naviculaceae
Source: the annotation of a GenBank genome assembly
AUGUUGCCACCAAGAACACGGGCGGAGACGAGCACUGCUCGGGUCAAGAAGAUGAAGGAAGGCAGUCGUCGUCUGUUUGUUCUUGCAAGGCUGGCACUGGGCACUGUCGUUGUGGCAACAACCGUCUCACAAGGGUGGAACUUUGCCCUCGAAAGAGAACACUUUUGGCAGCUUGCCGAAGCAGAGGCGGGUAUCAUCAUCACGGACCAGCAACAAAAGGAAGAGGAAAGCUGGCCUCCAUGGCCGCAAUACACUUCCUUGGACUACAACUACAGCAUCAUCAAUAGAGGCAAAAAAGUCCAUGGAAAGUGGAAAUCCCAACGCAACAAGUCCCAGAUCCCUCCUCUCUUUUUAGAUCGACUGGACCAGUAUUUGGGGCCCGAAUGUCCUGCCAACACCAACACAACCAACACUAACACCAACACGACUACUCAAAAGGCAUGUGAUGAUACGGUGCGGUUAUCACUAGCGGAUGUCAAACGCAUUGAAGAACAAGUCAUGAAGUUCAACAUACCCCGCAAGAUUGUCCUUCGUGUCAAAGAUGUGCCCUACAUUAAUCUCCAAUAUACACGCUGGAAUUUGGAUAUUGACACUCUGGACAAGAAGCUAGGGACGCGAAAGAUGUGUCCCAAUUGUCACAUUCGCAGUUCCAAAACGUUCCUUCGUCCCGACCCCGACAAAGAACCCGCUCAUGUCCGAUACUACCCUUCUUGUCAGGAUUACAAAUACGCCAAACUGUUUAAAGAGGGUGGGGAUGGAAGGGAUUUUCCAGAUCAAGUCUUGGUGGGAGACUGUGGAGAGUCCCAAUACGGAUCUGGUGCGCCGUUUUGGAAGAAUGGCAAACAAAAGAUGGAUUACGACUCUACCGUGGUGGAUGAUGAUCAGGAUGGCAGUAAUCCCUUUGUCCGAACGUAUGCCCAUUUGCAUCUGGCACCGGGGCAUGUCUAUCACGAAAGUGGACUGCCGGCAUUUUCCAAUGUGAGCGACUUUGUACAGCAUUUGCUCACCACGCCCGUCCCAUCGUGGCCAAGACACAUCAAUAAUACACAGAUUCAGCGCAAACUGAAAAAUGAUACAUCCAUCUUGGAGAAUGUGCACCAACAGUUUGAUGCUGCCUUUCUCCACAGUGACUGUGGACAUUUGCGAGGCAAUCUGCUGCGGGAAAUGAUUGAAGGGUCGUCCAAAGAGUCACGGGUUGCUACCAUUGCACGAUAUGGCAAAUGCUUUCACAACAUGAAUGCCAAGAAUCUCAUGGGUGGGGGUUACUGGAGAGGCAAUGCAAACUCUUCCUGGAGUGAGAAGAUGGCAGGUUUGAUUCACAAAGAUCAAGAAGGUCACAGGGAUGCCUCCAAGGUGGGACUCAUGUCUCAUCACAAGUUUGGAUUUGCACUGGAGAAUACCUUGAGCCCCUAUUACUUUACGGAAAAGAGAUGGCAGGUACUCAUUGCCAAUUCGGUUCCCAUUGUCUGGAACAACCACAACUCGAUUCAAUAUCUGCCAGAUCCGGAUGCCGCCCUCUUGGUGCCGGUUCCUCUCUCCAAGAAGCAUGUCCAGAAACUGGCCCAGCAAAUACACUAUUAUGCGCAACCAGAACACGAACAAGAAUAUCUGGAAAAGUUCUUUGCUUGGAAACAUCGAGGACUCCGGCCGGACUUUGUGCGCAAGCUAUUCCUUUCCACGGAUUUUCUGUUUUGUCGUAUCUGUGAAUACAUGGCACACCAUCACUUUUAUGAUGAUGACGAAGAAGAAGAGGAAUGA